AUGAUGGACGUCGACGUCGCGAUGGAGGACGCUGGUCUUUGCCACAUACACCGUAUCCUCACGACGGACGAUAUCCUCAUCGAGAUAUUCUCCUACCUCCCGUCCUUCGACUCCGUUGGACCUUGGGGGGCGGGCUCUGAGAACCGCCGACCACAAAUACUAGUCGCCUCUCACGUAUGUCGCCGCUGGAGAGAACUUGCUAUCGGUUGCCCCGAUCUCUGGACGCACAUCGUAGUGGUCGGACCUACUUGGAUCGAACUCUUCAUCGAGCGCUCGCAAACACUACCCCUGACCGUGACAUGCCACUAUCCCCUCAAAGAGCGGUCAAUAACCCAGAAGAAGCGUGUCGUAUGUGCUAUCUUCAAUGCACUUCCACGUAUCUGUGUGCUUUCGGUUUAUGACGCCGAUUGGCUCCUGAUGUCUCUUCGGGGCCACAGAGAAUGCGAGAGCGCUCGCUUUGAUUUCGUCUACGAGGCUGCUGGACGACUCUUACACUCCCUCCCUGCCUUUAAUCACUCCGAUUGUUCGAAUACUUCGCACUGGCCAACUGGUCCCACACAUUUGCCAACGAUGCUUCGUCGCGUCGACCUCACGCACAACAAGCUCGACGCCGUUAUCCACAACCCGAGAUUCUUUCAAGCUCCAUUGACAUCGCUUACGAUGGAUAUGGUAGAUGUCGGCACUCUUACAGAACUCGUGGACGCCCUGAUUAUAGUGCAAUCCACCCUCAAUUACCUAUCGAUGUGCCGCAUAUGGUUCUCGCAUCCCAGCGACCAGCGCAACAUGGUCCCUACGCCACGCAGUGCCAACAUGUUCACACUGCAAAGCCUGCGCAUCAUCGAAAAGGCACCCAUCGCGCUCGCGCUCGCCGAAUCACUCAUACUGCCUCCCUGCCUUGAACUCGUGCUUGCUAUUCUUCCUCCGGAGCCUAAGCCAAGUGACCCAGAAUGGACUGACGCGUUUGAGGCACGCCUUGACGAUGUGGACGACCGAGUAAGUCAACUCUUGUAUUCGCAAUACGCUGCUGCGAGCGCCGCGGGGGAGCGUUUCUCCGCCCUCCACAUCAUGAAUCCGACCGGACCUCGCUUCGACAGCAAUCGAUGGUUGCAGUAUUACGACGAAGAGAAGAACGGGAACUUCAAUUAUGAGGACAUGAUAUGCUGCGAGAUGCUGGAGCCGGAGACAGAAGGUACCCUUCCGGCGCGUCUCACGGUCGCGCUUCAAUACUACGGCUUCGCUCCGGACGAAGCCGCGAUGCGCUUGCUGGACCUCUUCCCGCCAUCGAACGGUGUCCGCACCCUAUACACUAGUGAAUGCCUCACUGACGAUUGGGACGCGCUCGCCCAACGCGCACCGGCAGUCGAGCAAAUCUAUAUGGACGCUUGGGUCGCCGACGAGUUCGAGGAGGUUGGGGGCGAAGAGCUCUUCCUGGCUCUGCGUUCGACUAUUGUUGAAGACGAGUCGCCGGGAAAUUCGGCGAGAAGGACUGUAUAUGGUAUGGCGAUGCGCGAUGAGAUGUAA
Molecule: messenger RNA, 1521 nt
Organism: Peniophora sp. CBMAI 1063
Lineage: Eukaryota; Fungi; Basidiomycota; Agaricomycetes; Russulales; Peniophoraceae
Source: the annotation of a GenBank genome assembly